Molecule: messenger RNA, 1621 nt
Organism: Coffea arabica (coffee)
Lineage: Eukaryota; Viridiplantae; Streptophyta; Magnoliopsida; Gentianales; Rubiaceae
Source: RefSeq, a predicted model, not a curated record
CCACGACAUUCCUUGCAUUCGAUGCAACACAAAAUCUUUACUAAAAUUAAUAGACCAAUCCACAUAUGGACCUGAGCUGAAAAAACUACUAAUCUAUGAGGUUAUUUUUUCUUUGUUUCCCCUUCAACUCUUACUUAAGCAUCAACAUAAAAAUUCCAGUUGGUCUUCGCUUCUUCCAGUUGCAGUUUUUGUUUUCCAGAUCCACAAGAAACAAUCGAUGAGCAUCCAUCGUCCGCAACCCAGACAAGGACAAUUCCAGUUGGGGUGAAAUAGCUAGUUCUUGACAUGGACGAAGCGCCGGAGGAAUUGAGAAUAAGGGGAACAUCGCUCAUAACUCAACACAAGUCGUCGCCACUGUCGUUCCACCGUCACACUCAGACUGGCAGCCCAGAGGAUUUGUAUUCGACCAGAGCUCAAAAGCACUUUAAGACCACAAAAAGAGCUCUGGCCUCUCAAAUUGAAGAACCAAUGGAUACUCCUGAGAGCCCUAUCAGUGCAAUGGAGUUCCUGUGCAGACCAUGGAGUCCUUCUGCCUCCAACUUCCUGCAGUUAUUUCCUUCAAGUUAUGACAGGGCCAGAGCAGAAGAUCAUGAAAAUCAACCAGAAGAAGCAUUGAAGCACACCCCAGAAAGGAACCAAGUGCUUAUAAUCAACGAGAAAUUCAGUAGAAUGAACUUGAAUCACGUGAAAGGAUGGCCAAAAGGCAAAUCGCUCUCUGGCUUCUUCAGAUCUUGUAAAGAGAAGAAGAAAGAUGAAAUUCGAUGCCACACGGCCAAACUACAUGCUGCACUUUCACUUACAGAGCUUGCUGCAGCAAUUGCACGCUUUGCAACCAGUACCAGCACAGAAGCACAAAACAUCAACCGAAAAGGCAAUGGUGAAACAAGGGCAAUAUACGAGGAAAUGGGAGGUGCUGUUGCUACUGCAGCAGCAUUGAUGACUACUGUAUGUGCUGAGGCAGCAGAAUCUUUAGGUGCAGAUAGAGCUCAACUUGCAUCUGCAGUCAAUUCUGGCCUGGCCAUCGGUAAUCCUAUUGACAUGAUGGCAGUAACAGCAACAACAUCAACAUGUUUAAGAGGUGCUGCAAUUCUGAAAUCAAGAACUAUGGCAGACUCCUUGAGGAUCCAAGGGCUGCUUAGAGCUUGCACUGAGAUAUGUAUAAUCACCCCAUCAGGUCGCAGAGAACACAAAUGGGUCACCAUACAUUCAAAGCCCAAACAAAUCACACUGUCCUUCAAGAAGAAGUAUUUUGGAGGAACCCUAUCAAUUUCGAAAGAGUACAAGCUUAUCUGUAUCGAGGAAGCAAUGGAAGGCGAGGAAUACUUCUUCCUAAGUUUGAGGACAAACAAUGGCAUCAUCAAGCUACUAUUCAAAGAUCAGACGCAAUUGAACAUCUGGAUAUCAGCCAUUUCCAGUCUCCUAAAGAUGGCACAACCCCAGCCAUUUCUCAGCUAAGAAGUCACCAGCAUCGUACCAUCCAUGAUUCAGUUCCAAGGGAAACAAAACACAAAUCAAUUAGCCUAUAGCUUGAUGGCUGUGAUACUUUCUUUUCUGUAUGUCCCAUUUAAACAGCUUAUCCAUAUCAGGGAAACAAUGGAAGGUGAGGGAUACUUCUUUCUCA